Camelina sativa (false flax) is the source of this 418-nucleotide messenger RNA. The record is from RefSeq and is a predicted model, not a curated record. NCBI's taxonomy places the organism in Eukaryota, Viridiplantae, Streptophyta, Magnoliopsida, Brassicales, Brassicaceae.
UUAAUCCAAGAAACCAUCUAUAACAAAUUAUUAUGCCAUGUUCACAUACUACAUAGAAUCCAUGAAAGUUCAUUAGUAGUUACCGGGAACAUUGUUCUGCAGUUUCGUUUAAUUCAGCUAUAUGAUCUUAAGCAGCAAGGUUUCAAUCGAAAGGCAGGAGGUGAAACAAAUGGUGGUGGCUACUCUUGCUGAGUCCGGCAUGAACCUGUCAGACGAAAUCAUAGAGAGUCUAAUUGACAAGACGUUUGAGGAGGCUGACACAAAACAGGACGGGAAGAUCGACAAGGAAGAGUGGAGGACCCUUGUUCUUAGGCAUCCUUCUCUUCUAAAGAACAUGACUCUCCAGUAUCUCAAGGAUAUCACGACUACAUUUCCGAGCUUUGUGUUCCACUCAAUGUCCAGAGAUUUAGUAAACUGA